GCUUGAUGUAAACAAGAUGGCGAAUGACGAACUGCGGCAGCGUUUGUUGAGUCCUGAUCAAACAGAAACAAAUCUUAAAUGGGAUCCAGAUAAUUUGCCUUUAAAAAGUAAACUAAAAUUGGCACGAAAGGCAAAAGAUGAUCCAUUGUAUGUUUACGUGUUGGAGGUAUUUUGACUUUCAAUUAAAUUGUAAUAUAUUUAAUUAGCUAAAAAAAAAUUAAAUAUUUUAAUUAAUUUGUAUUUGUUUAAUUUUAUGGCAUAGACUUAGACUUAAAAAGUCUAAUAUAAGUUAAGUAUUAAUUAAUAAUAACUAGUGUUUUGAUGCCUGAGGCUGCCCUUCAGUUUUCAUCACUCAAUCACUCCCUCAUGAAAACCACGAUGGCACAAAACAGUAAUUCUGAGUAAUGAAUGAUAUGCAAAAUGAAACAUGGAUGAAUCAUGCCAUAUAAUAUUGGAAAGCUGAAGUAGUAACCUGCCUAUAUUGUAGUAUAUAAAUUAGAAUUUUUUUUUGCAUUUUCAUGAGAAAUCAAACUUUGUCUAGUAGUAGUAGUUGCAGCAAUGUCUACUGCCUUGCAUCAUUCUGUGCUGCUUACUGGACAAAAAUGUCCCCCCCCCCCACAUUUUUUAGCCAUAUAAUAUUGGAAAGCUGAAGUAGUAACCUGCCUAUAUUGUAGUAUAUAAAUUAGAAUUUUUUUUUUCAUUUUCAUGAGAAAUCAAACUUUUUCUAGUAGUAGUAGUUGCAGCAAUGUCUACUGCCUUGCAUCAUUCUGUGCUGCUUACUGGACAAAAAUGCCCCCCCCCCCCACAUUUUUUAUGUUGAGUUACACUUGAAUUUAAAUUCAUGCCUUUAUUUUUUUAUACAUUGCAGGGAUUAAUGAUUGUUUUUACUAUUGUUGCUGCCCUGUACUGUUGGUUCUACUUUGACAAUGUACAUUUCCAUGUAUCACAUGCUUAUGCUCACCUAGGAUAUGAUGUAGCUCAACAUCAUGUUGGUCAAAGAUAUUUGCACGGUAUGUUCCUAGUAAACUUUAAAUAAUUUUUAAAUUGCUUUAUAUUUAGAAUUCAGUAAUAAUUAUUAACAAAGUUCAUUAAGCUUUUCAAAUAUGUAUUAUUAUUUGCAUGCUAUUAUGGCUUUCUUAUGGCAUGGCUUUGUUACUUUGUUGUUACUUGAUAAUUUUAUUAUUUACUUAAGUGUUUAAAAACCUUCAUAAAUUGUUUACUGGAAUUAAAUCUAAAAGUUGGUUUCCAACGGAAAGAGAACACAUCUAGUAUAUGUUAAUAGUUUUAUAAAACUAAUAAAAUAUUUUUACAAGUACAAGUGAAAGAGAAGACACAUCCUGUGUACUUAUGUGGGUACCAACAUUUAUUAAUUUCAUCUUGAAAACUAAAUCACAUGGAUUCUAAGGGACAUACUUCUUUUCUCAAUAUUAUUGAACUUCAUGGUUAUUGCUAAUGUUAGUAAGGCAAUAGCAGAUUUUUUGGCUGGUAUGUAAACUGAAACCAAUAAUCAAUCAAUAUCAACUAUAAUUCACUGUCCUCCUGAUAUCUAAAUAAUAUUUUAACAAUUACUGUCAGUUGCUUUUCUAGCCAAAUAAAAUUUUAUUUUGAAUUUUUAUAAAAUUCUUUAACAAAUAUUGUCGAUUCUGUGUUCUAUAUCAGUUUUUAUUCUUUCUGAAUUAAGGUAAGGGGGUGGAAAAGCAUCCAGAAAAGGCCAUGGAAUGGUUCAGGUAUAUUCAAUUAAUUUAAUUUUGUAUGCAAUAAUGGCUUUCAGAGGAUUUCUCAUACGAGUAUUUCUAAUUUUAUAAGGUGACUUGCCAGUAUUCAAAAUUAAUGCAUCUUACAUAGAAAUUUCAUAAACUAAUUAAUGUCUGAAAAUAAAAUAAGUUGUGUGUUGUGUCAUAAGUUACGACAUCCACUAGCAUCACUGACAUUUAUUUUUCCUUAUAAGUUGCAUUUUAUUCCAUGUUGAAUUGCUUUUAUUGACAGGAAAGCUGCUGAUCAGGGUCACCCUCACGCUGCCUAUAAUCUUGCAAUUGGUCAUCUCAAAGGAUAUAAAACAGACUUAAAACCUGGGUAAAGCUAAGCUGUAAUUGUAAAGUAAAUGUCCUUUGCAUUUGAGUUGUGUUAAAGAGAAUAGUUGUGUUUUACUUCAUGUCAUUUUUAGAUUUUAAAAAUAAUUGUGUAUUCUUUUAGGACAUUAAACUGUAUAUAAAAUGUGUAUUUUAUCUUAUCUUAUCUAGUGAGUCACAUCAACUGAUAACUCAUGCUGCAGCCAAUGGUGUGAAGGAAGCACAUCAUGUGCUGAACUCUGUGUGCACAAAAGGAGGCUGUCACUAACCAUCAAUAUGUUAAAAAAAAAAAACAUAGUCUCUUGGAUUCUUUUCCAAUACUUUUCUCUGGAUCAGUUAACAUGUUUGUAUCAUUUCAUAUUUUCCUAUAAUUAUAAGAAACCUUUUCAGAUCAGAAAUGUUUACCAGAUUUCAAAUUGAAAAGAGCUUUUAAUCUUAUCUAGUCAACCGCUACAUUUGUUUACAAAUAUAAACUUUAUCUUCUAGUCUACUGUUAAAUAAAUUGUAACAUUUAUUUUAAUUUAAUUAUUUUCAGAAUAUGUUUUAUCACCAUAAACUAUCUUUUGAGCACAUUAAAAAAAAAAUGAUGUUAAGCAGUGGUUCUCAAACUUUUCUGUUCCACUGCUCUUGGUUCCAUAAAAAUAAAUUCAUCCUUAGCCCCACCUACACUACCCUAUAAAAAACGAACAUUUUUGACUUGUGGUAAGCUUGACCAGCUGCAGUAGAUUAAAGUGCAAUAAAAGUUAAAAAUAACAAAAUUGAUCUUACAAUUUCCUGGGCUGUUAAGAACUGCUCAACCAUAUAAAAUAUUGAUGCCCUUAAACUUAAAUAGUUCCUAUCUCUACCAAACUAGAAAAAAAAAGUUCAUCACUUAAAUAAUUUUCAUAUUCAAAACAAACAGUUGAUUUUAACUUUCCUGUGCUUCAUUUGGUUAUAUUUGCUAUGCUAUUCUAUUAGUGGGCCACCCUCCCAGACCAGCCACAAAUAAGGGGAGGGGGUGUGGUACAUACCAGUUUAAGAACGGCCAAUUAAAGCCUUUUUAAAUUACACCAAAUAUUGUGUUGAGCUUUUAAAAAUAUUGUUUAUUUCUAUGUAAUUGUAUCCAUCACUUUUUAAGUCUAUAUAUCUUUUUUUGUUAGAAAUAUAAAUACUGAUAUGCUGGGCGGAUACUCAAAACUGCUGCGCGGCAUCUGUGAGAUAGCUGUGCAGCAGCGCAGCUUAAAGGGAACAUUGCUGAUAUGGUUUAAAAUAAAAUGCAUCCCAUUAUUUACCUAAAAAAGUUUUUUUGUGGACCAACCAAACAUUUUAUAAGCUCACUUUGAUGUCACCUAAAUACAUACAUUUUUUUGCACUUAUUUUCCUGCUACACAAAAUGGGAAAUAACACCAGAUUUAUUCAUUGGAAUACAAAUAAACACCUUAUGAUUCUUAUCCUUUUAUAGAUAAAAAGUAAAAGAUAAAUCAAGAUAUUGUGGUUUUUUUCAUAAAUGUUAAAAAAAUAUUGUAAAUUUCAUUCAAAUACAUUUAAAUAAUAGUUCAAUUAAAUUAAGGUUAUGGUGUGUCUCUACACUCUUUAAUCAUUAAUCUCUUUGUAAUUUUAGAAAUAUAGAAUAUCUAUAUAAAAAUUGUAUUUUUCUUUUUAAGAUAUGUUCUGUUUUUAUGUUGAUUUCAAUAAUAAAAAGUUCUUUACUCUUAAUUAUUUUUCAGAAUUUAAAAAUUUUGUUUCUCUAAAAAAUGUUACCUUAACUUUUACAUUCGUCAUUUAGUACAAUGCAUUUAAGUUAUUAUUUGUUAAUAAGUGACAUAUUUUGCACUUGUGUUUUUAUUUGUUUUUUUACACUUUCAUCUAAAAUUAUAUUUAUUUAUUAAUUAAUGGUUGCCAUUGGGAUCUUAUUGUUGAAAAUACUUUAUUUGUUAUUGGCACAACUACAAUUCCGUCCUUUAGUGAUACACUUUAUACUAUACUCAGGUGGCAAAUGUGUAAUGUAAAAUAUUUCAAUUAAUUAUAUUUCUGUUUUGAAAUAAUUGUGAUCACUUAUGAUUUGGAUUUACACCAAGUAAUUUUACUUAUAAUUUUUUAAAGAAAUGAAUUGCAGUUUGUUUUUGUUGUUCGCAAAUUGUUAAAGCUUUGACAAAAGCAUAAAUGCUGCUGAAAUUUUAAAGAUUGUUUUGAAAUUUUUAGUCUUAAUUGUCACAAUAAAUUCAUUAUUGUUCAUCACCUGAUGUUCUUGUAUUUAUUUUUUUUAUGACUGAAUUACUAGCCAAGUUUUAUUUUUCAAAUUUAAAACAGAUUUUACAGAC
Molecule: messenger RNA, 4369 nt
Organism: Lymnaea stagnalis (great pond snail)
Lineage: Eukaryota; Metazoa; Mollusca; Gastropoda; Lymnaeidae
Source: the annotation of a GenBank genome assembly